ACGCUCAGAAGAAUGCAGAGAGAGCAGCCAUGAGAGUUCACUUCAGGAGAAAAUAUCAUCUAGCAGAGAAUUCCAAGGACGGUAGCCACCUGAAGUGCGUUGGCGGCAAUGUGUCGCUCCCCCGUGAGCUGUCCAACCUGAUGACCUGGCCCAUCUCUCCACAAAGGUUUUCUCACCCCUGGUAUACGUGAUAAUAUCCAUCCAUCCAUUAUCUGAGCCGCUUCUCCUCACAAGGGUCGCGGGAGUGCUGGAGCCUAUCCCAGCUAUCAUUGGGCAGGAGGCGGGGUACACCCUGAACUGGUUGCCGGCCAAUCGCAGUACGUGAUAACAGUUUUGUUUAAUAUGGUUAGAAAAAUCUUUUCUUGCAGUGAGCUGCUGUGGGUGGAUAAAUAUUUGUUCAUACAAGGUUGUAUAGUAAGAAGAAGUAGCUCAAAUGUCAAUGAAAUUGUUGGCAAAUCUUUAAAUAAAGCUGUAUUUGUCCAGCUGGAUGUCCUCUCUCAAGUCUCUUAAGGGCAGCAGGAAUGUGUUGUCAUUCUCUUGACCUGGCCACCUUCACAUUCAUAAAUCAUCGCUUCCUAUCAGGAAGAGCGCAUCCAAGGAUUACUGGAGGCGGGAAGUCAGCAAUAAACCGGACCUCACAUGUGGUUCGCCCCCGGUGAGGAGCAUGUCCAACGCGGUGAGGAUGUCCAAUGCGGUGAGAAUGUGCGUCCGAGCGCGGCUCUGUGGCCCUGCAGCCUCCAGGGCGCUCAACGUGAUGGUGGGGGGAAAAGGAGCAGAAAACGUUAGUGGGACGAGUAGCAGGGGACGGGUGAGGAGCUUUGAGGAGAUCCCGAACACCGGCAGGAACAGAUGGCUCAACCUGGUCACCUUCUGGAGGGAAGGUCGCUUCAGGCUGCUUCACAAGCACAUGGAGAGUUCCUUCAACACACUCGGACCCAUCUACAGGGAGCACCUUGGCCCUCAAAGCACCGUGAACAUCAUGUUGCCAUCCGACAUCGCCGAGCUGUUCCGCUACGAAGGCCUCACCCCGCAACGGAUGGUCCUGCAGCCAUGGGCCACGCACCGGGAGACCCGCGGGCACGAGAAAGGAGUCUUCCUCAAGAACGGUGCCGAGUGGCGUGCCGACCGGCUGCUGCUCAACAAGGAGGUGAUGUUGAGCGCGGCCGUCAAGAGUUUCCUCCCCGACAUGGACGAGGUGGCGAGGGAUUUCUGCCGGAUGAUCAAUGGCAGGGUGGAGGGCCAGGGAAGAGGAACGCACGGCGAAAGCAGCCUGACCUUCAACCCCGGUCCAGACAUCUUUGCCUUUGCACUGGAAGCUAGCUGCUACAUUCUCUACGGGGAGCGCAUCGGCCUUUUCUCAUCAAAGCCUCCCAUGGAGUCUCAGAAGUUCAUCUGGGCAGUGGAAAGAAUGCUGACCACCACGGUGCCCCUCUUAUACCUGCCUUCCCCCCUGCUGGUCCGCCUCGGGACCUCCUUGUGGACCCAGCACGCCACUGCAUGGGACCACAUCUUCAGCCACGCCGAGGCGAGGAUGAAAAGGGGCUUCCAGCACCUGUCUUCCAGACCCGCUCCCAGCUCCGAUGUAGGCAAGUCCACUGGAGUCCUGGGGAAGCUCCUGGAGAAAGGACAGUUAUCUGGCGAGGCCAUCAAAGCCAACAUCACUGAACUGAUGGCCGGAGCGGUGGACACGACGGCUGUACCAUUGCAGUUUGGUCUGUUUGAGCUGGCUCGUAACCCCGCGGUGCAGGAGAGCGUCAGGCGUCAGGUGACAGAGUCUAUGGGCCAGGCUGGUGGUGACCCUCAGAAAGCCCUGGAUGGGGCGCCGCUACUUAAAGGCACUGUGAAGGAGAUUCUCAGGCUGUACCCAGUAGGUAUCACAGUUCAGCGUUACCCGGUAAAAGACAUUGUUCUUCAGAAUUACAACAUUCCAGCAGGGACCUUGGUCCAGGUGUGUCUGUACCCCAUGGGGAGGAGUGCGGACGUCUUCGAUGACCCGCUUAACUUUGACCCGGGUCGGUGGGCCCGCAUGCGAAAGGAGGGGGGCCAGCGCAGGGCCACGUUCCGCUCGCUGGCGUUCGGCUUCGGGCCCAGACAGUGCAUCGGCCGCAGGAUCGCUGAGAAUGAGAUUCAACUGUUGCUCAUGCACGAUCGUGGGCGUGCUGGAGCCUAUCCUAGCUAUCUUCGGGCAAGAGGCGGGGUACACCCUGAACUGGUUGCCAGCCAAUCGCAGGGCACAUAUAAACAAACAACCAUUCGCACUCACAUUCACCCCUUUGGGCAACUUAGAAUCUUCACUCAACCUACCACGCAUGUUUUUGGGAUGUGGGAGAAAACCGGAGUGCCCGGAGAAAACCCAUGCAGGCACGGGGAGAACGUGCUAACUCCACACAGGAGAGCCCGGGAUUUGAACCCCGGUCCUCAGAACUGUGAGCCAGACGUGCUAACCAGUCUUCCACCGUGCGGCCUAAUGUAUACAUUGUAACGGUUAUUUUUAAAACCUCAUCUACAAAUAAUUAGUCAGUGUGAGAACUCAAAUGUGGCCUUUGACCACAAACGUUUGCCCACCCUUGCUUUAGAUGUCCCGUGAGCUGAAAUUUAAAGAAACAUGUUGAACCCCCCCCUUUUUAUUUUUAUUUAUUUAUUUUUUUACUACAUUUUAGGCCCGGAACCUGAAUUGUUUUACUGAAGAGGUUCGUUCCACUGCAGUUAGGAUAAGAUACACGACAUCA
Phyllopteryx taeniolatus (common seadragon) is the source of this 2729-nucleotide messenger RNA. Its product is annotated as cytochrome P450 11B, mitochondrial. Gene Ontology annotation, molecular function: oxidoreductase activity, acting on paired donors, with incorporation or reduction of molecular oxygen; monooxygenase activity; heme binding. The record is from RefSeq and is a predicted model, not a curated record. Bases 665 to 2482 code for a protein of 605 amino acids. Gene Ontology annotation, cellular component: mitochondrial inner membrane. Gene Ontology annotation, biological process: C21-steroid hormone biosynthetic process; glucocorticoid biosynthetic process; cortisol metabolic process. Lineage: Eukaryota; Metazoa; Chordata; Actinopteri; Syngnathiformes; Syngnathidae. The transcript has 11 exons.